AUGGCAACCGUUGAUACACUCCCACCUGACACCAACGACAUCCCAUCCCACAACCGCAUCGAACCAGGUUCCUUCCCUCUGCCCAUCCAACCACUUCCUACCAGUACAAACACCAAAUCCGAUAACCCAAAAGCCACAGUCUCAGCCUGGAUCCAAUCUUUCAACGAAGCACUAUCAAAAAACGAUAUUCCCUCACUAACAAACCACUUCCUAUCCUCCGACUCCUACUGGCGCGACCAACUCUGUCUCUCCUGGGACUUCCACACCCUCCAAGGCCGCGAGAAAAUUGCCUCCUUCCUCUCGUCACCAAACCCAAACGAAAAGUCCAUCAGGGUUAAAUCCAUUUCCCUUGAUGAGUCGUCGGCAAUUAAUGAGCCGCGACAUGGUAGUAUUGGCGAACUGAUGACUGUAAGUUCGUUUUUGAAGGUUGAGACGGAUGUUGGAAGUGGUGGAGGCGUUGUGAAUUUGGUGUUUGAUGAGGAGGAGAGUAAGUGGAGGGCUUUUACUCUUUUUACUUUUUUGAAGGAGAUUAGGGGGUGUGAGGAGAGAGUUGGUAGUAGGAGGGGGUAUGGGUAUGAGACUGAGAGGGAGGGGACGUGUUGGGGGGAGAAGAGAGAGAGAGAGGAUAGACUUGAGGAUGGAGAGGUGGCUGUUCUUGUUCUUGGUAUGUGUUCUCUACAUCGGUUUCGCUUACUCGCAUAAUGGCAUUUGAUUAUUGUGAUUUGGGAUUCGAUUGAAGCUAAUAAAUGUAGGCGCUGGACAAGCGGGUCUUGCUAUUGCUGCGAGACUUAAAAUGCUGGGAGUCAAGACACUGGUAGUAGAUAAGAUGAAGCGAGUCGGUGAUAAUUGGCGAAAUCGAUAUGCAAGUCUCGUAUUGCAUGACCCGGUUUGGUUCGAUCAUUUGCCUUAUCUGUCAUUUCCUGAACAUUGGCCCGUUCAUUCUCCUAAGGACAAGCUUGCGGAUUGGUUGGAAGGUUAUGCCAAGUUCAUGGACUUGACGAUUUGGUGUGAAACUACUAUUGAAAAGUCGACUUGGGAUGAUGUGAAGAAAGAGUGGACUGUCAAUCUCACUACCACUGGUGUUCAAAAUGGUUCUUCCAAAAACACCGUAAUCCAUCCACAUGUAAGUUCCCCCAACUUCAAUUUCUUACUUUGAACCUGUAAUUGACAUAUUCCCAGCAUAUAGUAAUGGCAACAGGCCACAGUGGCGAGCCUAACUUUCCCUCCCAUAUCACUGGUAUCAAUUCCUUCAAAGGCACUCUCAUUCAUUCGUCUCGGUUCACAGGUGUCCCAACUGUCCCCAAAUACAGCAAACACGCCAUCAUAGUAGGCUCCUGCAACUCUGGUCAUGACAUCGCAAAACACUACUAUGAAAAUGGAUACCACGUAACCAUGAUCCAACGCUCAUCAACCUAUGUUGUGGGUGUAAAGACUAAUGCUGAUGCUAUGGCGGCUCUUUAUGGGCAACAUGGACCACCGGUUGAGAUUGCGGAUGCAUUGAAUAUGAGUCUACCGAAUCGCGUGGUAAAAACCUUGAAUGUAGGGGCAACCAAGAUGGUAGGGAAAGUUGAUGAGGAGAUUCUCAAAGGACUUGAGCGUGUGGGUUUUAAGUUAGAUGGCGGAGUUGACGGGUCAGGCAUUUGGAUGAAGUACCUCCAAAGAGGCGGAGGAUACUACAUCGACUCAGGUGCCUCACAACUCAUCAUCGACGGCCACAUCAAAAUCAAACAAGGCGUCGAAGUGACCUCCAUUCUCCCCAACGCAGUCCAAUUCUCCGACGGUACCGAACUACCGGCUGACGAUGUGGUCUUCGCCACUGGAUAUCAGAGUAUGAAUACGACGUGUGCAAAGAUCUUUGGGACCGAAGUAGCUUCGAAGACGGGGGGUGUUUGGGGAUUGGAUGAAGAAGGGGAGAUUCGGGGACUUUGGAGGGAUAGUGGACAUCAGGGGUUCUGGUUCAUGGCGGGAAAUUUGAUGUUGUGUCGUUGGUAUUCGAAAAUACUGGCUUUGCGGAUUUUGGGGGUUGAGAAGGGGUUGUGUUAG
Hymenoscyphus albidus is the source of this 2043-nucleotide messenger RNA. NCBI's taxonomy places the organism in Eukaryota, Fungi, Ascomycota, Leotiomycetes, Helotiales, Helotiaceae. The record is from the annotation of a GenBank genome assembly.